AUGAGGGUUCCUUCGGCGACUUAUAUUGUCACCGAGCAACAUGGCUCAUAUGCUGUAUUGGAACUUCCAGAUAGAAAUGAUGCACAGAUUAUAUAUUUUGAUCCAGAUCGCGGAUAUCCUUCAUUUUCUGGAGUUUCAGAAUAUGAUAAUUUUCGAAGUAAGGAUGAUGCUAUAAACCGAAUCAAGAAUCAUGAAGAUAAUGUUAAGAUCUAUAAUUAUUAUAUGAUUGCUGGAAUGUUUCCAGUAGGAAAUGCAACAAUAAUUUGUUUUAUUAAAUCUGUUUCAGAUGCAGGCUUAUUAUUCAAGAAACAUCAAGUUUAUUCAGUGGAUUCGCUCGUUUACGUUGUAGCAAAUAAAUAUUCAUUAACUCAAAAUGAACAAAAAAUUCUAAGCAUCAUAGAAUCAUAUCCAAUUAAAUACGGACACUUCAUAUGUCAUACAUAUGAUUUGUCCAUGCCAUUAAGCUGCAAACCAUCAAAUGAUUGCAUUAUCAACAGAUAUAUCUCCCAAGUUUUCGAUUUCUUCACAAUUGGCAAGAUUUGUCCCAAUAUUAUUGAAGGUCUAUUCAACGUGAACACAUUUGGCAAGUACGAAAUCUACCAAAUUACAAGAGUUAUUUGUGAGACUUGUGGUCCAGUUAAUGCUGUGAGAGGAACCAACCAAACAGGCGGCCUUGGCAACCAGACCAUUGUCGAACUUAUUUUUACUAAUUAUGUAGGAGAAUCAAUUGAAAUUCAAUCUCAAAUCAUUUUACGAGGCUGUACACCAAUUUCAUAUGUUCCAAAUAGUGUAACUCCAGAUUUAGUCCCUUAUUCUACAAUUCCUGUAUGGAUUGUUCGAACAAAUGCAGUUUUUGGAAUUCCUAAGCUAAACAUCAUUGAUUUUAAUAAAGAAGGAGGUGAUGUAGACAGAGCUUUCAAAGAAAGUUUAACAUUUGUAGGUGACAGCUUAGCUCUUUCUGUUAAAAAUGUUGAUUGGUCAAAUCUCAAGAAAUCAAUGCCAUUUGACCAAGCCUUACAGAUUGUUGCGAAGCUAACAGACGAAUUACUAGACAAAACAACAAUUUCUUCUGGUUUUAUGGACAGAGAUAAAAUAAAAUUCACUGUAAAACAAGAUUCAGCGAUCGUUGUCACCAGCCAAGAUGGUCUCGACAGAUGCAACUUCGGUUUGUUCGUAGUUGCUACGAGAUCCGUCUUCAAAUUCAUCAAUAAAGUUCAACUCGACCCUUCCUACAACAAAUCGAUCCUAGAGCAUAUCACGACUGCAACUAUCAACUCUGGCAACCUUGUUUCCAAUUUAUCAGCCGAUUCCGACUCAUUUUCUAUUUCGGAUAUUUUACGUGCGGCCAAAAAGGACAACCGCAGUGUCCCCUUCAAGCGCCGCAAGCAAGGAUCCGAUGACCAAGCGAGACUCAAAGCCUGGGCCGUUUUUGACGGCUCUCCCAACAAACCUAACCUUCCAAUGACAUUUCCCAGCGUUUUCGAGCGAAUCCGAUGCGUAUCAGAUGAACCAGGUGCCUGUAUCUUGUCAUCACCAGCCGCUCGACCACUUUUCGAAAUGAGACAGGCAAUUUUGACAAAUUCUGACACCCCAAUUGUCAUUAUGUUAAAUGAGCCAUGUUUUGUUACAGAAGUUGUUAUACGGCUUCCCAGUUUCUACGAUCGCCGUCCUACACCAUCUUCAUUAACCAUUUACGGCGGUCCAUAUGCCAAUCGCAUUUUCCCUGUUAUUUCAAACAUUGCUUUGAGUACAGGGGAACAGAGGAUCUCAUUAUCCAUUACUCCACCCGAGCCUAAUCAUUACAGGCACGAAUGUAUUGCUCCUUAUCUUUCUUUAGUUCGAUUUCUUGUUUUUGAUUUUUCGUCACCUUUUGACAAAUUUAUUUUAUUAGGAAUCAAAGUAUUUGGCUGCAAAACAUUACCACAGAUAUUGCAGCGUCCUCAAAUACCUUUAAGUCCUAUCACAGACAAGCUCGAAUUCUGGGAAGAGCCAAGCCAUGACGCAUUCAUUCAAUGGGAAGAAAGAAGAUUAUGUGCUUUGAUGCCUUUGACAGAAUAUCUCCACAAAGUGACGAAACUCGAUCCUAAAAUGAAUCCAGGGAUUGUGUUGGCUGAAUCCAUAUUCAGACUGAUGCCAUCGAAUGUUGAACAAGAAGGAAUUAUUUGUAAUUGCGGAAGACCAGCUGAUUACAGAUGUUCUUUGUGUAGAAAAUAUUUUUGUAGACAUUGCGAUAAACCUAAUGAUUCUCAGGAUUCCGUCAGUGAUCCAAACAACACUUGCAAACUCUGUUUGUCAUGUUCUGAUAAGAGAUUCAAGAUGACAGCAAGUGUUACGAAGUUGGUGACAUUGAACGCGAGAAUGGCAAAUAAUUUGUAUCCUUUCAUAGGAAAAGAAGAUGGAAAAUUCUAUGAAAAAAGUCCUUUCGUCGUUAUCAAUCAACUUCCAAUUGGAAAGAACGGUGUCAGCUUCGAACAGAUGCUUGCAACAGGUAAGGAAUGGACUCCCGAAGUCAAUUACGUCAAAGUUGAUUUGCUUUUGAAACAAAAAGCUCUUUUUAGAAAUAUCAUUGUCAAAACGAAAAAUCCUGUUGAUAUUUUGUUUGGAAAUGAUGUUUUGCAUUUCUUACCCCCUGGAAAUAGAUCUGCUACUAUUGAAGCUGUUGGUCGUGUCUUCUCUUUCGUUUUUGUUGGAAAUGACAUCGGAAUAACUGGUUUCGAUUUCGAAAAAGAUGAUGUUUACAUAAAAGAAAGUUAUCCGAAAACAGACAAAAACAUCCCUUCAUGCGAUUGCUCGACAAUCAAGACGAGAUUGAUAUCGAACAGUCAACAGAAACUCUCCAUAAUCAUGCCACUAAAUGAACAAGGAGAUUUCACAAACGCUGUUACUUCAGGAAUCGAAAUUUCUGAUAUGACGAAUAUCAAAUCAAUAGCGAUUUUCGUUCAGGAUUCACAAGGAGGAGAAAAGUUCUUCAGAUACUAUAUUCCUAAAAUGAGUGGAAUGCAAAGAUUGUUGCUUCCUUCACCUCUUGAAUUCCGUCAAUUGACAGUGUAUUACACCGAAAGCUACGGAAAUUUCAACUUGCCAACUGCAAAAGCACUAAUUGUUAAUGUUAAAUAA
Trichomonas vaginalis G3 is the source of this 3117-nucleotide messenger RNA. RefSeq names its product phosphatidylinositol-3-phosphate biosynthetic process. The transcript has a single exon. The coding region runs from base 1 to 3117 and encodes 1038 amino acids. The record is from RefSeq and is a predicted model, not a curated record. NCBI's taxonomy places the organism in Eukaryota, Parabasalia, Trichomonadida, Trichomonadidae.